Messenger RNA from Elaeis guineensis (African oil palm), 1002 nucleotides. Its product is annotated as DNA replication complex GINS protein SLD5. The record is from RefSeq and is a predicted model, not a curated record. Lineage: Eukaryota; Viridiplantae; Streptophyta; Magnoliopsida; Arecales; Arecaceae. Gene Ontology annotation, biological process: double-strand break repair via break-induced replication; DNA-templated DNA replication. Gene Ontology annotation, cellular component: GINS complex.
GCCAAAAGAACUCCACACGAGGGGAGAGCGAGAGAGAGGCAGGCGAUGGCUUCGGGCUCGGGAUCGGGAUCGGAGCGGUGGAGCGAGGAUUUGGAGACGGAGGUGGCGAUGGCGAUGGGGACGACGGACGUGGAGCUGCUGAAGAGGGCGUGGCGGAACGAGAAGGCGGCGCCGGAGAUCCUCCAGUUCGAGGCCGCCCUCGUCCUCCGUGCCCGGGAGCAGAUCCAGCUACUGGAAGAGACAGUGGAGGAAUUCACAGAGAAUGGAGUCGAUGAUCUUGUUGUCUCUCUUUACCAAAUGGACUUGGACCGCUCUCUAUUCCUUCUGAGGUCAUAUCUUCGAAUCCGUUUGCAGAAGAUUGAGAAGUACAUGAUCCAUAUUUCAAAAACCAAUCUCUGGAAUCGGCUUUCUGAACAGGAACAGAGAUUUGCCAAAAGCAGGUGCACUGAUAUCAUGGAAAAGCACCUUGAGCAGUCGGUACUAUCACGAUUGCCUUAUGGAUAUCAAUCCAUUUUGAAACAAUCCAUUUCAAGUGAAGAAGAUGAUAUGGUCCCAGAACCUCAGCUAGACACCUUUGUUUUCUGCAAGACCAAGCAUGCAGUUGGAGCUUUCCAGCUUGAUGACACAGGGGAUGAGAUAGUUGACUUGGUUGCUGAUGACCUGUAUGUCCUUCGAUACAAGUCUAUAAGAGGUCUGGUGGAGAGUGGGCGAAUUGACCUUGUGUGACUUGCUGCAAGGAAAAAUAAGGAAAGCAGUCCGGUAAAAUUACUUUCCUAGUGGAGCUGAGGCACAUGGAGGGCGCAUGUCACUUGCAUGCAAUGAGUGGAAUGAGGAUGAUCGCUAACUUCCAAGGAAAAAGUGAUGGUCACGCGCUUGUACAAUUUCUGCUGCUAAUUUUAAACCAAAAGAAAUGUUAUCCACCAUAAUGACAACCAUAUGCAGUAGGCAAAUCCUUCAAAAGUUGAGGGGUUGUUCUUAAGAGUUGAUCUAUCAUUCCACCAA